Messenger RNA from Suillus bovinus, 957 nucleotides. RefSeq names its product protein-tyrosine phosphatase-like protein. The coding region runs from base 138 to 653 and encodes 171 amino acids. Gene Ontology annotation, biological process: protein dephosphorylation; negative regulation of MAPK cascade. Gene Ontology annotation, molecular function: protein tyrosine/threonine phosphatase activity; MAP kinase tyrosine/serine/threonine phosphatase activity. Gene Ontology annotation, cellular component: cytoplasm. The transcript has 4 exons. The record is from RefSeq and is a predicted model, not a curated record. NCBI's taxonomy places the organism in Eukaryota, Fungi, Basidiomycota, Agaricomycetes, Boletales, Suillaceae.
CACGGCUACUCCAUCCUCUCCGAGCCGUGUUCGGAAGGCAGAAUACUCCAUGUACGAGGAGGUACAAAACCAACGACGACUCUGAGCAGGACCUUAGACAUUCUCGCAGAUUUUACAAGACAAAUCAACUAGACAACAUGGGCUGGAAGAACGUCGACACAAUCAUUGAGGGCAAGUUGUAUCUUGGAAAUAUCAAUGCAGCAAGAUCACCGCGGUCGUUAUCGGAGCGCAAUAUUUCUCACAUCGUCUCCGUUUGCAACGACCCCAUCCCUUCCGAGCUGCCCGAAAGUGGAAUUACCUUUCUCCGAAUUCCUGUAGAGGAUGUCGAUACCGCUGAUCUCCUGAUACAUAUGCCUGCUGUAUGUCAGUUCAUUGACCGAGCCCUACAAGCCCGAGGAGUGGUAUUGGUACACUGCGUACAGGGUUUAUCUCGCAGCGCAGCAGUAGUCGCGGCAUACCUUAUGUACACGAAACGCAUAAACGCGACGCGUGCCAUGGACGAAGUUAGAAAAGCCCGCGAACAAGUGUGGUUCAACGCUGGUUUUCAAGAGCAGUUGGUUCUUUUUGAGCUCUGCAGAUAUGCGCCCAGCCCCUCCUGUGGAAUUUACCUCUCGUGGCGGCAGAGGGUCAACAACGCCCUAAAGGGCACUUAAGAAACCGGGUUGUCGCUCAAUUGAGAUGGCGGCACACCUGGAAAAGUAAGCUAAUUUCCAAAGCCACUCAAUUGCAUACCUUCCUAGUUCGAUCAUUAGACACUCCAAUUGUACUUCUACAGAACACAGUGAAUCGUUCAUAGUGGAUCGUUUAUCUUGCUGUAUAACAAGUUUUUUUGUAUCUUUUCCUACAACAUCAUCAUGUUUUCCGUGUAGCUUGGCUUUACUCUGUAUUAUGUUUUUUCAUCGCUCUCGCACUGCGUUAUAUGUUACCUUGCUGUUUACUAUGAUGUCCAGACCUGCC